Topomyia yanbarensis is the source of this 939-nucleotide messenger RNA. RefSeq lists its product as uncharacterized. The transcript is spliced from 5 exons. Lineage: Eukaryota; Metazoa; Arthropoda; Insecta; Diptera; Culicidae. The record is from RefSeq and is a predicted model, not a curated record. Bases 96 to 920 code for a protein of 274 amino acids.
AUUAGUAGUUGUUUAGUCUUGUCUUAAUGUCAAUGGGGCCCAUAAUUUGUGUGGCCGAGUGAUGUUGUUUCAAGUUGAUUCAACACAAACGAGGUAUGUCACGAUUCAAGGCAUUAUUCACACAAAGAUUCCCAAUUAUAGGGAUGAUUCAUGUAGAACCUUUACCAGGCACGCCUCUUUACAGGGGAAAUUUCGACGACGCUAUAAAGAAGGCAAUUUGUGAGGCUACUAUAUAUUUGCAAAGUGGAAUUGAUGGAGUUAUAAUUGAAAAUAUGCAUGAUGUCCCGUACGUUAAAAGCCGUUAUUUUACACCGGAAACCGUUUCUUGUAUGAGCAGACUUGCGUUGGCUGUGAAAGAAACUAUAAGAAACGCAAUUCCGUGUGGUAUCCAGAUUUUGGCCUGCGGUAAUAUGGAAGCUUUAGCAGUGUCGAAAGCCUGUAAUUUGAACUUUAUUCGCGCCGAAGGAUUUGUGUUUUCUCACGUUGCAGAUGAAGGGUUUACCGAUGCUACUGCUGGACAUAUCCUUAGAUAUAGGAAAAUUAUAGAUGCUGAACCCAUAGGAGUGAUCACAGACAUCAAGAAAAAGCAUAGUUCCCAUGCCAUAACCAGUGAUGUUUCUGUGUUGGAUACUGCGAGAGCAGCUGAGUUUUUUUGUUCCGACGGGAUUGUACUGACGGGCGAAGCAACUGGGUGUGAAACAAACGUCGAGGAGGUACAAUCUUUGAAAAAGGUUAAUUUACCGUUGAUUAUCGGUUCUGGAGUGACACUUGAGAACGUCGACAACUACUGGAAUACGGCCCACGCAGCCGUCAUCGGAUCGUAUUUUAAACAUGACGGAAACUGGAAAAAUGAUUUGUGUGAAGCUAGAGUGCGUUUAAUGAUGAAAAAAAUUGAUGUCUUUCGGAAUCAAUUACAAUAGAGAAUCAAGUAUCGAUUAA